AGGGGACCCCCCUUCUCCUGGACCAUGGAGCUAUGACCCUUUGGAGGUGACCCAGAAGAGAAGGGAUGCAGGGCUUUAGUCCUCCAGAUGAGAGUCCCCUCCAGGGCCUCGUGGCCUCCCGCAUUGAGACUUAUGGGGGCCGGCGUCAGGCAAGCCCUGCUGGCGGUCUCUAUUCUCGAGGAAGCCCUGUACUGGAUCCCAGCCGCCGUCGCUUCCCGCACUAUGUCCCCUUUGUCAAGGGUUCUGGCCCUUCCCGAGGCCUGUCUCCCUUGAUGUUGCGAGAACAAGAGCUCGAGAAGAAGCAUGGAGGUCAUUUGGGACCUGGCCCACCUCACUCCCCGAAACUCAAGGAAGUUACCAAGGCCCAUGAGCUAGAGUUGAGGCUCCACACGUUCAGCAUGUUCGGGAUGCCCCGCUUGCCCCCUGAGGACCGACAGUACUGGGAGAUAGGAGAGGGUGGYGACAGUGGUGUGACCAUCGAGAAGUCCUGGAGAGAGCUGGUGCCUGGGCACAAGGAGAUGAGUCGGGAGCAGUGCCACCAGCAAGAAGCUCUGUGGGAGCUCCUCACUACUGAGCUGAUCUACGUGAGAAAACUCAAGAUCAUGACCGAUCUCCUAGCUGCUGGUCUGCUGAACUUGCAGAGAGUGGGACUGCUGAUGGAGGUGUCAGCUGAGACCCUGUUUGGAAAUGUCCCUAGCCUGAUUCGAGCCCAUCGGAAGUUUUGGGAAGAGGUGCUAGAACCCUUCCUGGAGGAAACUCGGGUCUCAGGCCAGCCUCUGGAUCCCAUCAGGCUACAAAAUGGCUUUCUGACGUUUGGCCAGUGGUUCCAGCCCUACGUCCAGUACUGCCUGAGAGUGAAGCAGAUCAUGGCUUACGCCCGGGAGCAGCAAGACACUAACCUUCUCUUCCACACCUUCGUGCAGUGGUGUGAGAAGCACAAGCGCUCAGGGAGGCAGAUGCUGGGCGACUUACUUAUCAAGCCCCACCAGCGCAUCACCAAGUACCCACUGCUGCUGCAGGCUGUGCUCAAAAGGAGCCCCGAGGCCCGAGCCCGAGAGGCCCUGGAUGCUAUGAUUGCAGCUGUGGAGUCGUUCCUUCGACACAUCAAUGGUCAGGUCCGCCAAGGCGAAGAGCAGGAGAGUUUGGUGGCUGCAGCUCAGCGCAUUGGGAACUACGAGGUAUUAGAGGCAUCCAGCGAGGAAGUGGAAAAGAACUUGCGUCCAUUCUGCACCCUGGACCUUAUGUCCCCCAUGCUGGGGGUUGGCCCUGAGCACACCAGGCAGCUGCUGCUGGAGGGACCUGUGAGAGUGAAGGAGGGACGAGAAGGGAAGCUGGAUGUGUACCUGUUCCUCUUCUCUGAUGUGCUCCUGGUGACCAAGCCCCAACGUAAAGUGGACAAAGCCAAGGUCAUCCGCCCCCCUCUUAUGCUGGAGAAGCUUGUGUGCCGACCAUUGCGAGAUCCCAACAGCUUCCUGGUGAUCCACCUUACUGAAUUCCAGUGUGUCUCAAGUGCCCUCGUUGUACAUUGUCCCAGUUCCACAGAUCGUGCAAGGUGGCUGGAAAAGACCCAGCAAGCCCAGGCUGCCCUGCAGAAACUGAAGGCAGAGGAGUACGUCCAACAGAAGAGGGAGCUCCUGGCCCUCUACCGGGACCAAGGCAGGGAGUCCCCCAGCACCAGGCCCUCCACGCCUUCCCCAGAGGGCUCUCAAAGCAGUGCUGAGGGGAGGACUCCUGAGUUCACUGUCAUCAUCCCCCACCUUGUGGUGACUGAAGAUACAGAUGAAGAUGCUCCCUCUGUACCAGAUGAUACCUCAGACUCUGGCUAUGGCACUUUGAUGUCAAGCUCCCCCAAGGCAUCCCACUCUCGGCUAAGCCGUCUGCGCCCCAGGGCUCUUAAGCGGGACCCUCGGCUUACCUUCUCCAACCUGGAUCUUCGAAAUGUUCCUUUGCGCCCCCAGCCAGCUGACCCCCAAGCGCCCCAACGCCGAAGUGCCCCUGAACUGCCAGAAGGGAUCCAAAGAGGGGGCAGUCUUCCGAGGGUAGACCCACCUACCUGGUCAGAGGAGGAAGAUGGGUCCUCAGCAGGAAGGAACGUGGUGGCAGAAACCCUGCACAGAGCCCAACUUCGGGGGCAGCUCCCUUCCUCCCCGAACCAUACUGACUCUGCUGGAGAAAGCCCCUGGGAGUCCUCAGAGGAAGAUGAGGGGCUUCUCUUCCUAGGCCCUGGCUACAGCCCCUGCUCCCGCCCACUCCGGGCUGAGGACAUGCUCAGGGAGAUUCGAGAGGAGUUGGCCAGCCAAAGGAUUGAGGGAGCCCCAGAGCCUAGGGACAGCAGACCUCGGAAGCUGACUCUGGCCCAGCUGCAGAGGAUGCGUGGGCAUCACAUCAUAAAGCUGGACACCCCCCUGUCCACUUCAGAGGUAUGAGAAAUGCCAAGGCCCUUUGACCUUUCUCCCAGAAGAACUAUCUCCCCAAGAGUGCUGGUCACCACCCCCCCAUCCUGGACUCUACCUCAAGGACCACA
This is a messenger RNA of Urocitellus parryii (Arctic ground squirrel), 2524 nucleotides long. RefSeq names its product pleckstrin homology and RhoGEF domain containing G6 (gene Plekhg6). Lineage: Eukaryota; Metazoa; Chordata; Mammalia; Rodentia; Sciuridae. Gene Ontology annotation, molecular function: GTPase activator activity; guanyl-nucleotide exchange factor activity. The record is from RefSeq and is a predicted model, not a curated record.